CCUGCAGGCUGAAGCUCUUCGUCGGUUCCUCCGUCUGACCAGAGAUGGCCACACAACUCUGGACACCGCUAAACUAGGGCUGCUCGACUGCGUCUGCGUUUGGAUUUUGACGUUGUUAUCGUCCGGCUGUGAGACGUGUUUUCGUGCAGACAGGGCUUGCAAGAUGGUCUUGGAAAGAAUUUUCCGUGCAGUUAUCAUGGGUCCUCCGGGCUCAGGGAAAGGGACGGUGUCGAGCAGGAUAGUGCAAAGUUUUGGACUCAAGCAUCUGUCCAGCGGGGACAUCCUGAGAACCAACAUCAAUGCGAAGACGGAAUUGGGUCUUCUGGUGAAGUCAUGCAUAGACCAGGGUCAGCUGAUCCCUGAUGAUGUCAUCUCUCGCCUCAUGCUGUCCCACCUUAAAGACAUGGAUCAGAGCAGCUGGCUCUUAGAUGGUUUCCCUCGGACUGUAGCACAGGCAGAGAGUUUGGACAGCAUGUGCACUGUGGACACGGUCAUCAACCUGGAUGUGCCUUUCCAGACCAUUAAGGAGCGCCUGACUUCACGCUGGGUGCACAUGCCCAGCGGUCGUGUCUACAACGUAGACUUCAACCCACCCAAGAUACCAGGUCUUGAUGAUGUCACAGGAGAGCCUUUGACCCAGAGGGAUGAUGACACACCUGAAACAGUGACCCGCAGGCUGAAGGCCUACGAGUACCAGACUCAACCAGUUCUAGAGUAUUACAGGAGUAAAGGAGUGUUGGAAACUUUCACUGGGACUGAAACCAACAAGAUAUGGCCGCACAUUCAUGCCUUCCUCUCCAAGAAGCUCCCACACACUCAGGAGGCCAGGGGACAGGUUUAGAUCACAUCACCUCUGACACUUGAAGCAGUAGAAACCAGCCUGCUUACAAUGGCCAUGAAGAAUGACGUCCAAAGCACAAAGUGCCGACUACUGCAAAGAGCCUUAUUUGUGGACAAAGACCACUAAAGUACUACAUAAGAGCCUUCAGUCUGUGUCUGGCUUUGCAUAAGCCUUCUUGAGAAAGGGUACAAUUGGCCAAACUGUGCGACUGCAGCUUAACCUGUGGAAUUUGAGCUUCAGUUUUUCCAUUUCCUGCUACUUUAGUUGACCAAUGUUUUUAUGUCGGCGAUUAUACUCACGAGAAUCACUGUGCAGAGGAAGGGAAUCCGCUGUAGUCCUGCAUUUUGCACUCUGUCUUAAAAAGAGUUAUACUCUUUCACAUAUUGCCUUAGCACCUCCUCCCUUAGGUGUGAUAGAUUAAACAGGGGCUACAGGGUGAUUUUUAGACUAGUGAUUUUAGAGUCUUGGGGGGAAUUUCUUUAUCUUUGAAAUCGGUAUUAUGUCAGUUUUAAUAGUAAGAGAUUGUAGAAUGUAAUUCUGUACUGCUAAGCCAUGCACUAAUAGAUUUAAGCUAAAUCAUUUUUAAAGUAUUAUGAUUUUUACAUUAUUUUUGUUCAUUAUGAAUUUAAAAUGCAUUAAUGUGAGUUUGAGUUUUAGAGCAUGUUCUUCUAUUCAACACUAGCCGCUGUCAAUAAUGCAACAGUUUCCUGCCAUUGGAAAACAAUUAUAAUCAGUGAGCGCACACUUAUGUUGCACAGUUUGAGAACCAGACUGGAAAUGUGUCAAAGAGGGUUUAUUGUUUCAUAAUGGAUGGUGGUCUGGGGGGGAUGCUUCUAUUAAAACAAACUCUGCUCAAAAUGGGCCAUGACACAGUUUAUAACACCACUGACUGAAUGAUGUUACAGUAUUUCCUGGUUUUGCUUGGGAGCCAUAUCUACCCAUACUUUAAUUAUUACAGGAUUGUAUUUUUCAUAAUUUUAGCUAACAGUGUUCCUCACAGAGUAGCCUUAGGUGAAACCACUCCUGUAUUGGCAAAAUGAUGCCAAAUCUAUUCAUUCUGAGAGAAUUCUGUCUAAGACUAAAUUGAACUCCCCUUCACUUUUUAAAUGAUUUGCACAAACAUUUUUAGAAUGUCUAUUUUUAGAACGGAUAAUAAGGGUAAUGAUGGUUUUUUUCCUGAUCAUCAUGUUAUUUUCAAUAAAAAGUCAACUUUUUUAGAAAUAUCAUUGACAUUUAUUACUGAUUCCAUGUUACUGUGUUGACUGAAAAAAAUAAAAAGAAAGCAUGUUUAAAUAGUA
Molecule: messenger RNA, 2139 nt
Organism: Colossoma macropomum (tambaqui)
Lineage: Eukaryota; Metazoa; Chordata; Actinopteri; Characiformes; Serrasalmidae
Gene: ak3
Product: adenylate kinase 3
Exons: 5
Coding region: 164-841 (225 amino acids)
Biological process (GO): nucleobase-containing compound metabolic process
Cellular component (GO): mitochondrion; cytoplasm
Molecular function (GO): ATP binding; AMP kinase activity
Source: RefSeq, a predicted model, not a curated record